Molecule: messenger RNA, 78 nt
Organism: Spirodela intermedia
Lineage: Eukaryota; Viridiplantae; Streptophyta; Magnoliopsida; Alismatales; Araceae
Source: the annotation of a GenBank genome assembly
AUGUCCACGGGACACUCACUAUUUGAACUUGUCAUUGGUAAGCAACUACUAAUACCCCUUGAGCUUGUGAAACAAUGA